CCUCAUCUUUUUCUCGUUCGUGACCAAAACAAAUGAAGCAGAUGAAGUAGAGUUCAUCUGUUUCAGAGGCCUCGGCAUAUGAAGCGAUAGUGUGCAGAUGUUUUAGAAAAAUGACAUUAAGCUCAAAACCUGUUUCCUGCAUACAAACAACAUCUUCCUGUUAAUUUCCUGCAAUUUUCUUUUGCAUGUUCACAUUUUGGUAGAUCUCGCCAGAAGAGAAUGUUCCUACAUACGGUUUGGGUUUUCUCCACGAUCCUAAUGUCUCAAAUUUUUAUAGCCAAAAUUUCUAGUGACUACACCAACACGAUAAAAUCAAACAGUUUUGUUUGCAAUGCCCCGGGAUCUUGCAAAGCUGUAAAGAGCAAGUUCCCAAGGACAGUUGUCUUGUUGGCAAAUGGACUAGAAGUUAUGUGCGACACCAAGACAGAAAGGGGAGGCUGGGUGGUGAUCCAGAGAAGAUUUGACGGACACUUGGAUUUCUAUCGGGGGUGGGAGGAGUACAAGUUCGGGUUUGGAGAUUUCAAUAAAGGUGAGUUCUACCUGGGCAACGAGAAAAUCCACCAGUUGACGAUAUCCAGAAGACACGCACUGAGGAUCGACUUCAAAUUUAACGGCAAAAACUACUACGCGAAAUAUGCCCGGUUUCAGUUGUAUUCAGAGUUAGAAGGUUAUAGGCUGAAGGUCAGCGGUUACUCAGGCAAUGCUGGGGAUGCUCUCACUAAACUACACAACGAUCAAAAGUUCAGCACGUUCGACCGAGACAACGAUACCGAAGAGAAAGAUCAUUGUGCACGGCAUUUCAACGGAGGCUGGUGGUACAGCGACUGUCAUGAAGCCAAUCUGAACGGACUUUGGAAAAGUGACGAGUCCGGCAAGGGUCUCAUCUGGGUCCCAACUACAGGUCAAAACGAGUCAGCUACGUUCACGGAAAUGAAAAUAAAACCGAUCUAUUGACAUCAAGGAAUAAACAAAGUGGUCAAUAUU
This is a messenger RNA of Physella acuta, 984 nucleotides long. RefSeq names its product ficolin-1. Lineage: Eukaryota; Metazoa; Mollusca; Gastropoda; Physidae. The record is from RefSeq and is a predicted model, not a curated record.